CUGGCACCACACCCCAGUUACCAACAUAGCAACUGAGAAAUGUUACAUGCCAGCAUUGCCCUUCUCUCUACAGAAGAGCAAGCAGGCAAUAUCUUCCAGAAAAAUACCCUUCUCUGUAGCACACUCCUCAUGAUGACAGAUUCGGUGGUUUUUCACUGUCCCAACUGUGAGAUGGGCUUUCACUCCAGUCGACUCUUAGAGAAGCACAUGGAAAGAUUCUGCAUUGGGCGAGAAACGGCUACUUAUCAUCAACCACAAGCAUCAAAACCAAAGAGGCAUAACUUAAGAAACUUGGAAGAUGAGGAAUACAAGCAACAAGGACCUGGUUUAAGAAGCUUAGAUUCUACAGGAGGUGUUUCAAACAGUCAAACGUUGAAGAAACUAACUGAAGAGUUCCAGAAACUGAGGAUGUCACUGGAAGACACUCUUCCUACAUUCAGAAUGCUCCAGACAAAGAAUGACAACACCCAGCAAAUACUCCACCAACAAGAAUAUUGGCAGCGCCAACAGCAAAUGGCAGAAAUGCAUGAGCGCCAGUUGGCUGAUAUCCAAGCCAGAAACCAGCACUUGGAACAACAGAAGAAUGAGAUCCACAAACGCUUGGAGGAACUCAAACUAGGAAACUCAACUACAUCUCAUAUAGAACAGUUGCUAGUGGAGCUCAAUACUCAGGAGGGAAAAAACCAGCUAGCUUUGAAUGCUCUGCGGGAACAAGUGGGACUUCUGCAGGUAGCAGCAGAGAACAGGAGUAAACCAGAACACCCUACCAUGAUAAAAUCAGACAAUGCUACAGACAAGGCAGAAGAUAAAGUCUUCUUCAAAUCUAUGCCAUUUCCACCAGCUGUUGGUCCUCUCUCUUCAGAGAUACAGUCUGUAUACUUGGCUUAUGUACAGAGUGGAGGUAGUGAUCACAACAUCCUUCGUCAGAUGUAUGAGUUGCAAGUAGAGGCUGUAGGACUGGAGAAAACUGAAGCAAGGCCCGAACACAAGGGCAGGAAGAAGAAACAUGAAAGCAGCCCCAGUGCCUUUUCACGGGGUCUAGAUGCUGAACUCCUAUCUGUUGAGCUGGAGAACCAGAGACUGGAAGAUGAAAUACUAAAGUUAAAGAUCCUGAAGGACAGAAGGAGAAUGGAAGAUGGUAGAUGGUCUGCCUACACUGCUGUAGUUGAGCCAAAGAUAACAGCCUAGGAAGUUUGGGAUUCAUAAUAGUCAACAAUUCUGCUUCAGGGGGAAGGAUAGGCAGCCACCUCUAUAAUCAGGGGAUGGGAAUACUGUUUACAUCUUAGAAAUACCUUUUGUGAGAGUCUUUUCGUUUUGGAGCUUCAGGAGGAAGGACAGAAUGUUCAUUAAUUAUUUGCACACUAAACAGUGACUCUGGACCAGUUUGCUGAUGAACAAAGUUGACUUCCAUGAUGAUUUAUUACUGGGAGAAAUUCUAAAAGAUGGAAGAAGUGGCCUGGAAACUUUGGACACAGGGCUGGCUAAACAGCAGCUGAGAUAUAUGGCAGAGAUGGCUCAGUUGCAUGCUGAGAUUGGC
Molecule: messenger RNA, 1537 nt
Organism: Sceloporus undulatus (fence lizard)
Lineage: Eukaryota; Metazoa; Chordata; Lepidosauria; Squamata; Phrynosomatidae
Product: coiled-coil domain-containing protein 17-like
Exons: 9
Coding region: 40-1188 (382 amino acids)
Source: RefSeq, a predicted model, not a curated record